This is a messenger RNA of Arvicola amphibius (Eurasian water vole), 2876 nucleotides long. It is a transcript of the gene Firrm, whose product is annotated as chromosome 12 C1orf112 homolog. The transcript has 24 exons. The record is from RefSeq and is a predicted model, not a curated record. NCBI's taxonomy places the organism in Eukaryota, Metazoa, Chordata, Mammalia, Rodentia, Cricetidae. Bases 58 to 2763 code for a protein of 901 amino acids.
UCCGUUCCAAUCUGUGGCGGGAGUUGUACGAAUCCGUUCAGGGCUGACGGCGCAAGAAUGUCUCAGGACGACGAGGCGGAGGCGAACCGGGCCAUGCUGGAUAGUCUCAACAGUUGGUCGCGGGAGGUGUGCCGCCGGGAGCUGCCUUCGGUGCUACCCCGGCUCCUCUCUAUGUAUCAGCAUUCUGAGAGAUGGAUUGAACACACACGAAUUUUGAAAAUCAUUACUGAUAAUUUUUUGCCUCAUAUGAAUCACAUGACACUGGAACAGACUUUCUUUUCCCAAAUUUUACCAAAGACUAUGAAAUUGUUUGAUAGAAUGAUACGUGAAUUAACCACUGAAGCCAGAGAACUCUCAAGCCAAAAUUUAGAAAUCCAGGUCACUCUAAGGAAUAUUUUACAAACAAUGGUGCAGAUCUUAGGAGGCCUUACAGGAUGUGUCCAUCAUGUCUGUACCACACAGCAAUCCAUCAUUCUAGAAAAUAUUCAUAGUCUUCCCUCAUCCAUCCUGCAUAUAAUUAAAAAGACAUUUGUACAUUGUAAGAAUAGCGAAUCUUUGUAUUCUGGACGCUUACACCUACUGUCAGACCUUCUCCAGUCUGUUUUCAGGGAGGCCUAUUCUCUCCAGAAGCGGCUGAUGGAACUGCUGGACAAGGUUUGCAUGGGCCCUUCCAUAGAUGAAAAUAACACUUUGUUGAUGGUAGAAGUUAUUCAUUCGUUAUUGGAUAUCUGCUCUGUGAUAUCUGGUAUGGACCAAGCAUUUCAUGCCAAUACAUGGAAAUUUAUAAUUAAGCAGAGCCUUAAACACCAGUCUAUUAUAAAGAGCCAAUUGAAACACAAAGAGAUAAUUUCUAACUUGUGUGAAGACAUUGUUUUCUCCUUCCAUUCUUGUUUGCAGUUAGCUGAACAGAUGACACAGCCAGCUGCACAGGAUAAUGCUGACCAUAGAAUAUUUCAGAAAUCACUCAAAUUGUGUCGUUUCUUGGCUAACUCCCUUUUGCACUACAUUAAGGAAUUUCUUCCUUUUCUGUCUGAUUCUUGCUGUACUUUACACCAGCUUUAUCUUCAGAUAUACAGCAAGUUUCCUCCAAGCCAGUAUGCUGCUAGGAUGUCCAAAGCACGGCAGGAGGAAAUAGCAGGUGCUUUCCUUGUGUUACUGGACCCACUCAUCAGUCAGCUGCUCACAUCCCAGCCUUUUGUACAGGCAGUUUUGGAUAGUAAACUAGACCUGCCCUGUGAACUGCAGCUCCCACAAGUCCUGCUCCUGGUUGUUGUCAUGGAUAAGCUGUGCUCUCAGCCUAAGGAUGUACAGACCCUGUGGUGCACAGAAGCUAUGACUAGGAUGUCCCUAUUCAAAGCCAUUUUCUACAAUUUUGAGAGGUGUUCUGGUGAACUGUCUCUGACUGCUUGUUUACAGGGAGUAGAGGGUAAAGGGCAAGCCAAGGCGUCUGUUACUUUAUAUCAGUACGUCUGUGUUCAUCUGUGUGCAUUUGUUGCUUCUUUUCAUCCCUCAGUGUUCCCUGAGCUGGAUGCUGCUCUACUGAAUGCAGUGCUUAGUACUAACAUGACCACCUCAUUGCUAGCGAUGGACGUGUGGUGUUUCCUUGCUCGAUAUGGAACUGCUGAACUCGGUGUGCAUCACGUCACCUUAGUGGCUCAUCUGAUAAAAUCCUGCCCUGGAGAGUGUAUCCAGCUUACCAACCUGUCAAUCCUGUUGAAGCGUCUCUUUUUCUUCAUGGCCCCACCCCAUCAGGUGGAAUUUAUCCGGAGAUUUUCUCCAGAAGAAGUGGACAACUUGCCUCUGUGGCAGUGUAUUUCCUUCCAGGCAUUAUCUGCUGAUCUUAGGAAACAAGCUGCAUGCGAUGUGAUCAGAGUAUGCACAGUGCAGUGCAUGGACUGGUUGAGCAGCAGUCAUACUCUGGCAGAACUUGACUCUCUGAACACAGCACUCUCUGCCUUGCUAACUGUGUGUAAUUCUGCUGGUGAUGCUUUGGAUAUUAGACAACAAACUACAGUUAUUGAAGUCACGGGUCAGCUUUGGGCUUUUAUAAGCAUUCAACAAGUACUAAGUCAACCCUAUGUUCAACAAGCAUUUCGACUUUUACUUCAGCUACUGACAUUUUUCAUCGAAACUGUAGAUCCACAGCUGAUAAGUCAGGUAGUAACUUUACUGACCUCACUACUUAAAUUGGAGCCUCCCGACCAUGUCUGCCUGGCAGUGCUGGAUUUUUUAUCUUCUCUGAGCAGACUUUUUAUACCUUCGGCUAUCCAGGACAAGGUGCUGCCCAACCUGCCUUGUAUCUUUGCUUUACUACUAGCCAACAGGAAUUGGCUGCUAGAGCAACAUACUUUGGAGGCAUUUACUCAGUUUGCUGAGGUAACAAAUCAUGAAGAGCUAGUUCCACAGUGUCUCAGUUCUGAAGACAUCAAGAACAAAGUUGUAGCCUUUCUGGAGAAGACAGAAUUUGUAGAUGAAACUGAAGUUGCCAGAGUGGAUCGUGUGAAACAGAAAGUCACUUUCUUGGAACCCACUAUAGAGGAAGCAGAUGGGUUGGCUUUACAGCCUUGUACAAAAAGAGCCCGGCACGAGUUCCCCUUUGAAGAAGAGUAUAGGUCAGCAUUUCAAGCAGCAGUAGGGGCUUUGGAUACAACUGAGUGGUUACUUCAACAGGCCCCUGCUCCAGCCUGGCUGCCAGUGGAACUGGAGGCACUAAAAGAAAAGAUUGAGAAGCUAAAAUGCUGUAUACCUGAGGGUAACACAUGAAUGGACUCUGAUUGAUUCUUCAUCAACUGCCUUGCCUGGAUGUUUUGUAAAUGAAAUUAUGAAUGUAAAUUAUGUUUGUACAUUUUCAUUGCACAUAUAAAAGCUUUUAUAAA